Wyeomyia smithii (pitcher-plant mosquito) is the source of this 826-nucleotide messenger RNA. RefSeq lists its product as uncharacterized. The record is from RefSeq and is a predicted model, not a curated record. The transcript is spliced from 2 exons. NCBI's taxonomy places the organism in Eukaryota, Metazoa, Arthropoda, Insecta, Diptera, Culicidae. Bases 105 to 794 code for a protein of 229 amino acids.
UUGGUUUUGUAAGGCAUUUUCUCGGUUUCGAAAUUAAGAAAGUUGGCGAUUAUUACACGUUACGUUUAACAGCCUAUAUUGAAAACCUCAUCAGAAAAUUUAGGAUGCAGAAUGCUCAUUCUGCACGGACGCCGAUGGAUCCUGGUUACACCACAGCGAACGACAAUAGCGAAAUGUUUACUGAUACGACUCUAUAUAGAAGUUUAAUUGGAGCACUAUUAUACCUGGCUGUGAAUGCAAGGCCUGAUCUAUCCGUUAGUGUGGGCUUGCUUGGUAGAAAGGUGAGUGAGCCGAAUACGAGUGAUUGGUCCGCAGCAAAAAGGAUUUUACGAUAUCUGAAUUCGACAAAAGACUACAAGUUGACGUUUGGUCCUAGAGAUGGUUGGAAUUUGGUUGGUUAUUCAGACUCGGAUUGGGCUGGAGAUAGGCAGACUCGACGUUCUACAACGGGAGUAGUGUUCUUUUUCGGUGGUGGGCCACUCUUAUGGAUGAGCAAAGGCCAAGAUAGCGUUGCUUUGUCUUCUUUAGAGGCAGAGUACAAUGCACUCACGGUAGCCUGUCAGGAGGCAGUCUGGCUACGACGUUUGUUACGGGAUUUAAACGAACCGCAGAGUGGUGCAACGAUCAUCAAUGAAGACAACCAAGGAUGUCUUAGCUUUGCUAAAGCGGAACGGAUCAGCGGUCGUGUUAAACACAUCGAUACAAAAAGUGACAUGAUUGCGGAUGCACUUACGAAGCCUUUGGGACCAGCAUUGCUGAAGAAAUUUGUGGAUUCAGUGGGACUAUCUGACUAACUGUCGGUAGUCAUUCAGGAGGAGUGUUGGAC